Pecten maximus is the source of this 1915-nucleotide messenger RNA. RefSeq names its product ectonucleotide pyrophosphatase/phosphodiesterase family member 5-like. The transcript has 4 exons. The coding region runs from base 96 to 1451 and encodes 451 amino acids. The record is from RefSeq and is a predicted model, not a curated record. Lineage: Eukaryota; Metazoa; Mollusca; Bivalvia; Pectinida; Pectinidae.
AUUAUACUGGCACAUUCCGUUAUUUACAUAGUGUGCGUGUAUUCUAAUAUUGUCACACAUUUGCAUCAGGAAUCCACCAGAUUCAUAGAAGAAAAAUGAUACGCUCCACGAGUUUUAACACUAUGGUCCGGACAAGCCCAUGUAUGUUCCUGCUGGUGUUGAUAAUGGUAUGUUUUACUGGGGAAGUAGUUUCUGGUAAACGGAGGACAUACGCCAAGCAAGUUCUCCUGGUAUCGAUGGAUGGGUUCAGAUACGACUAUCCAAAGAAAGUGGCAACGCCCAACUUUGACAGAAUGGAGCGUUAUGGUGUGAAAGCGAAGUAUAUCACCAACGCCUUUCCAACAAAAACCUUUCCGUGCCACUACAGCACAAUUACAGGACUGCAUGCUGAAAGUCAUGGGAUUGUAGGAAACACCAUGUAUGAUCCGGAGUUUGACGAAUUCUUUAGUAUGCGCUCACAUCAGACAAAAUGGUGGGAUGCCGGAGAACCCUUAUGGAUUACUGCCCGGAAGCAAGGUCUUACUUCCGGUACUAUGUUCUGGCCCGGAAGUGAGGCGGAGAUUCAAGGUUUGCGUCCGAACAGGUGGUACAAAUACAACGAAUCAAUAACUUAUGAUGAACGAGUAGACAUCGUCAUAAACAUGCUGAAGGUUGACAAGUUAAACUUUGUUACCCUUUAUUUCCAUCAGCCAGACUUACAUGGGCACAUCUACGGACCUAAUUCACCCGAAGUUGUCGACAAGAUCGUGGAAAUGGACACACUUCUUGGAACACUUUUGCACAAGUUGGUUGUAAAUGGACUCCGAGAUGAAGUGAAUCUAAUCGUCUUGAGUGACCAUGGAAUGACCGAGGUAGAUUAUGACAACAAACUAGUUGAAAUUUGGGAUUUAGUGGAUAAAUCCCUGAUCCAGCGUACAGUGGACAGCGGUCCAAUCAUGCACGUGGUUCCGGCUGUGGGACAGGAAGACGCUGUCCUAAGUGCUAUAAAUAGUCACCCCCACUUCACUGCCUACAGAAAAGCAGACAUACCCGACAGAUGGCACUACCAGAACAAUAGAAGGAUAAUGCCGAUCUUUGUUGUAGCUGAUGAAGGAUGGACUAUAACAUGGGAUAGAAAUUACACAAGACGUUAUGACACGAAAGGUUCCCAUGGAUACGACAACCGACUAAUAACGAUGAAGUCCAUAUUCUAUGCCAUUGGUCCAAACUUUAAACCAAAGUUUUCGGCCUCACCUUUUAAGUCUGUUGAUGUUUACCCGCUAGUAUGUGAACUCCUAGGUAUGAGGCCGUCACCAAACAAUGGUUCUCUACACAACACAGCAGGCUUCCUAAAACCGUACAGGGAUUACCGCGACUUCUUCACGUCGGGUGGAUAUAACCUUCUAGGUGUCUCUUUUAUGCAGGCGACCGGCGUGAACAGAUAUGGUGGGCCAGUGUACGACUCAUAUUGAUGUAAAACCCCUGGGACAGAAUUGCAACGUUCAUGGUUUUUAUAAUUCUAAUCCACAGACUUUCAGGAAAUUCCUCUAUUUUAUACAAUUUCCAAUCAAUUGUGGAAUAAAAUUCGGAUAAAUAUGAACAAAGAAAUGCAUUGUAACGUUAUUCCACACUGUAAGCCUAAUGUUAACGUGACGUCUGUCAGACGGUCUGUCAGACGGUAUGUUUAACACGUCAUUCAUCGCUGGAUACAUGCCGAGUAAAUCUUCAGACCUAAAGUUUUACAACGUUUUUAGCCAAUGAAGAUAGCUAACGGCUAACAAGCGCCAAUCAAACGAUUUAAGGCCCGAAGUUGUCUUGCUAUCUGGGAUAUGGGAGACUGCACUAGCGGAUUCAAAUUUAAUUCCUUCCUCACUUCAUUAGGUAAAUAUGUACUAAAGUCUACAAAAAUCGAUCGCAAUACACACAAACUAUUCAA